This is a messenger RNA of Rhododendron vialii, 1173 nucleotides long. RefSeq names its product glutathione S-transferase U8-like. Gene Ontology annotation, cellular component: cytoplasm. Gene Ontology annotation, molecular function: glutathione transferase activity. The coding region runs from base 172 to 972 and encodes 266 amino acids. NCBI's taxonomy places the organism in Eukaryota, Viridiplantae, Streptophyta, Magnoliopsida, Ericales, Ericaceae. The record is from RefSeq and is a predicted model, not a curated record. Gene Ontology annotation, biological process: glutathione metabolic process. The transcript is spliced from 2 exons.
UAUUUCUUUGUCCCUAGCAUUUGUGUCAACAAUUCAAAAGAAAAAAAAAAACGGAGAAUGGUUUCGGAAUUCAGCGGGCGUUGGUCGCACACAGUUUGGCGGCACUGCCAGUCAACAAGGAACGGAAAUUCCUGCUAAACUACACAACAAAUCAAGAUUGCCGUCUAAAAGAUGGCCAAUUUCGACUCAAAUUCCUUUUUGGCUAAUAUAAAAUCAUCUUGCCAAUUACUCCAAGUUAAAAUCAUCAAUCAAUCAAUCAAUCUCUCUCUCUCUCAUAUGGAAAGCAAGGAAGCAGUGAAGCUUCUGGGAUUCUUUGCGAGCCCAUUUUCCUUUAGAGUGGAGUGGGCUCUGAGACUGAAAGGUGUAGAGUAUGAAUACAUUGAAGAAGACAUCUUGAACAAGAGUCCUCUGCUUCAGGAACUGAAUCCAGUUCACAAGAAAGUGCCAGUGCUGAUUCAUGGAGAUAAAGUGAUCCUUGAGUCGUUCAUAAUUCUUGAGUACAUCGACGAGACGUGGAAACAAUUUCCGAUUAUGCCUCAAGAUCCUUAUGACAGAGCCAUGGCACGAUUUUGGGCCAAAUUCGCAGAGGAGAAGUUUCUGAUGAGUGCUUGUUGGGCUAUGUGCACCGAAGGAGAAGACAAAGAAACGUAUCUGAAAGAAGCCGUAGAGUGCUUGGAGAAGAUAGAGCAAGAGUUGAUCAAAGGGAAAUCCAAGUUUUUCGGUGGGGAAAGCAUUGGUUAUUUGGACAUUGCAAUUGGAUGGAUCUCUUACUGGCUUCCUGUUUGGGAGGAAGUUGGGUCCAUGACAAUCGUAGACCCAACCAGAUUCCCAGCCACCGCUGGUUGGAUGGAGAAUUUCUGCAACCACCCGGUGAUCAAGGACAAGUUACCGCCGAGAGAUAAGAUGGUUUUUUAUAAUCAGUGGAAAAGCAAGGAAAUCGGAGCCCAAAGGGCGUCUGCUAGAAAAGGUUGAUUAGCUGAUUUUAAAAUAAUUGAAUAACUAUGCAUCAGAAUAAAUGAGAUAAUAUGUAAUAGGGGGGAUUUAAAAAAAAAAUGUAUCGAACUAGUUGCUUCAUGGUUUUUUUUUUUUUUGCAAAAUGGAAAAGAUUAUACACCGUAUUAUUAAUACUCCGUAUUAAUAAUAGUUCAGCGGCACUUAUGAUUUCAUUACAAA